ACGAAAGCACCAGAGAACAAAAAAUUACUCGAUACCGCUAUAAUCUUAUCCUUCCUCAGAAAAACAUCGUCUACUGACACUUCACCAGAAUUGAAAGAAAAAGUUGCAAAAGCAGAAAAAUAUUUGAAGACUGAGUUAGGAAGUGAUGAAAAAAUUAAAGAAUUACUUAAAAAAACCGAUACAGCUGUUGUUGAUCUUGCAACGAAAAAAGUGAAAAAAGUGAUCAAAGAAAAAGCGGAUCAAGUGAUUGUUGAAAAAAUUCAAGGAGCUGUAACUGAAAAAGAUAUCACAGAAGUCAUUGAAACUCAAAAUAAUGAUGGAUCAUACAAAAAAAUAUCCGACCAAAUUACCGAAAAACUUGGCAUAACUAUAAUCGAAAAUAUUUCAUCUUCCAUUCAUAUUAUUGAUGAACGUGUCAGAAAAUUCGAUACCAAAGUAUGGAACACAUUCAUAACAAUAGCCUACUGCAAUAAAGUGUUAGGAAAAUGGAUAGUUCAAAUUGAAAAAGCCCGCGCUUGGUUACAUGCUCAAAUCGAAAAUGAAAAAUUGGAAAAUAAAAUUUUAGAAUCUUGUGAGAAAGUAAUUGAGGAAGUUUACAGUAAAAAGAAAGAAUUAUCGGCAGAUAAAGUGAAUACUAACAAGGCAUUUUUAACUAUUCCUUUAUUAUCAACUUUGGUCAUUUUAUUUUUUCUUGAAUAUGAAGAAUAUGAUAAAAUGAUUGAAGAAAAUAUUUUCACACAAAUUAAUGGGAGAGUGAAAGUUAUUAUUAGCCAAAAAUAUAUUAAUGAAAUUGAUAAUCAGAUAAAAAAUUUGCAACCUAUUAAAAAAUUGCUUCUGGAAUAUUUGGUCAUUCAAAAAAAUAAAAGAGCUAAUCACAUAACAAGGCUUGUCGAAAGUUGUAAUUCAUUUUUCCAAGAUCUUUUGAAGAAUGAGAGUAACACAUAUUUGAUACCUUUAGCUAUUACUUUUGCAAUUGUGCAUCUUACUGUCUUAAGAGAAUCUAUAAAAUUAAAAAUG
Molecule: messenger RNA, 1017 nt
Organism: Rhizophagus irregularis DAOM 181602=DAOM 197198
Lineage: Eukaryota; Fungi; Glomeromycota; Glomeromycetes; Glomerales; Glomeraceae
Source: RefSeq, a predicted model, not a curated record